UUUUUCCAGCUCUAAUGCAUAAUAGCACUAUAAACAUCUCAAUGGACGCGAAAUUAAGUCAGACGAAGUCAACUAGACGCUCAUUUAAAAAGCCCUUUGUCUUUGCAAAGAACUGCGUCUACCGCCCGAUGCGCCAGAUAAGCAACAUGGAACGAAACCAGAAGCUGCCAGUUGACAGGCCGACCUACUUCACGCUUAAUGCACCGCCCUCACUGGUCCCGGCCAAGAAGUACUCGGACAUUAGUGGCUUGCCCGCCCCCUAUAUGGAUCCGCACACAAAGCUUCGCUUUGCCAAUGCCGAAGAGUACGCCUCCAUGCAGCACAUGCCCUCGGACAUCAUCAACCGGUACCUGUCGGUACGCGGCUACACCAGUGCCGUGGGAUAGUUGACUAGUGACUGCACACUGGGGUUUCGAGGUCCGCUGCGAGGUUAUCUGAAGCGCAGUUAUCCAUGGCCUUUCUUUUAAUUAGAAUUUAAGGUUUCUUUUUAAGAAUAGAUUGUUCAGAGAUGUCAAACUAUAAGGCAUUUGAACGUAAGUGGUAAGGCACGAAGAACGGUAGAGCGCGCUGGAGAAUGUGUUUUGGAACAAGUACAGCAAAAGGAGCUUUAUUGAGGCCUUUCUAUAAAGGUUUUACAAACUA
This is a messenger RNA of Drosophila obscura, 642 nucleotides long. RefSeq names its product INO80 complex subunit C. Gene Ontology annotation, cellular component: Ino80 complex. The coding region runs from base 15 to 386 and encodes 123 amino acids. Gene Ontology annotation, biological process: chromatin remodeling. The transcript has 2 exons. The record is from RefSeq and is a predicted model, not a curated record. Lineage: Eukaryota; Metazoa; Arthropoda; Insecta; Diptera; Drosophilidae.